Molecule: messenger RNA, 1108 nt
Organism: Aphanomyces invadans
Lineage: Eukaryota; Oomycota; Saprolegniomycetes; Saprolegniales; Verrucalvaceae
Exons: 6
Coding region: 25-861 (278 amino acids)
Biological process (GO): barbed-end actin filament capping; actin cytoskeleton organization; cell morphogenesis
Cellular component (GO): cytoplasm; F-actin capping protein complex
Molecular function (GO): actin filament binding
Source: RefSeq, a predicted model, not a curated record
CAAAGAUUGAUUUUUCCCACCAAUAUGAGCGAUGACGGAAUGACGACGAGCUUGAACAUCCUUCGGCGCAUGCCGCCAGGAAACGUCGCGAAGGACUUGGCAGGCAUCUGCCAGCUUCAGCCAGACCUGGAAGAUGAGUUGUAUCAGCGCGUGGAUCAGCCGCUCGGCCAAGCUGUAGAUCCGACGGCGGGGCGUCCGUUCUUGCUCUGCGACUACAACAGGGAUGGCGAUUCCCACAGAUCGCCGUGGACGAAUGCUUACUUCCCUCCCAUUGAAGACGGCGAAGGGUUCGUCCCGUCCGACAACUUGCGGCAACUCGAGAUCCAAGCCAACGAACUGUUUGACGUGUACCGAGAAAUGUACUACCAAGGGGGGGUGUCCUCCGUCUACAUGUGGGACCUCGAGCCAGGGUUUGCUGCGUGCAUCCUAAUCAAGAAGGACGUGCAUCACCAAAGAUUCGUCGAAGAAGGCGGGUGGAACUCCAUCCAUGUGCUGGAAGUCCACGAGAAGAACGACAAGGAAGCCGUAUACACCCUCACAUCGACGGUGCUCUUAACGAUGAACGUCAGCCGUCGCCAAGAACUCGGACACUUGAACUUGGAUGCCAACUUGACGCGACAGACUGAGCGCACGAUGAAGUUUGACUCGCAGACCGCCCACUUGAGCAACAUGGGGCGCCUCGUAGAAGACAUGGAGAUCGAUAUUCGCUCCAACUUGGAUCGUGUGUACAUCUCCAAGACGCGGGAAGUGCUCAAUGGCAUGCGAAAAUUGCAGCACGGGGUGGCGACUGCGCAAGGAGCGAACCCGUUUGUGGGGGAACUCGGCCGUGCGGUUCUCAAACAUGGCAAGCCGUCGGCGUAGGCGCCGUCCAAAUAUGGCCAACGGAGGGCAAGUCAUCGUUCCAUCAGUACAAGUUCAAUGCAGUUGAUGAAAACCAUGCGUGUCUUCUAUCCCAAUCUCGGAUAUGAUGCACGAGUCCUUCCUGCAGCCUGACUCUAGCAAGAUGCCAAACAUGUCCCAGGUGGCCAAGGACCCGCAGCUUUCUCCAUCUUCUAGUUGUGGUAUGCAUUGGUGCUCAUGGGAAUAGUCAGUCGUUCGGGUUUCGUUC